AUGGAAAGCCCGACCGAGAACCCAACCAGGGCUGCGGAGUAUCUGAAGGAGCUUAAUAACAUUAUCGAGACCCAACAGGAGUUACUGGAGAGGCACAAGACUAGGAUAGAGGAGCUGGAGCUGCAAGUUUCCGACUUGUGUUCGGAAAACGCCUGCUUGAAAGACCAGUACCAGCGGCACCUGGCUACGUGUAGGCUGCUGCAACAGGGCAACAGCCACGCAACGUUAGGCGUUAUAAAGGAAAACAUCACCCAAGAAAAGUAA
Messenger RNA from Coregonus sp. 'balchen', 264 nucleotides. The record is from the annotation of a GenBank genome assembly. Lineage: Eukaryota; Metazoa; Chordata; Actinopteri; Salmoniformes; Salmonidae.